GAACCGGACUGCGCCAUUUCAAACUGGCCCAGUGGUGUCACCUUCUCUCAGGUCCCUGUCACUCCCAGAGGAGCACAAGUGAGGAAGUGCCCCACCCGGCCCACCAGGUGAGGAGAGCAGGCCUCGGUGACAGGAGGACGAGCUCCCAGAGCGGCCCUGCAAGGACCAGGAAGCACUGCAGAUCAGUGAACCCGGGCGGCUGCGUGCUGUGCCGUGAGGGAUGGAGGCCCCACUGGUGAGCCUAGACGAGGAGUUCGAGGACCUGCGGCCCUCCUGCUCGGAGGAGCCAGACGGCGGGCCACAGUGUCUGUACGGCUCGUCACCCCAUCACCUUGAAGACCCCUCACUCUCUGAGCUGGAGAACUUCUCUUCCGAAAUCAUCAGCUUCAAGUCCAUGGAGGACCUUGUGAAUGAGUUUGACGAGAAGCUCACCGUCUGCUUCCGGAACUACAAUGCCAAGACCGAGAACCUGGCACCCGUGAGGAACCAGCUGCAGAUCCAGGAGGAGGAGGAGACCCUGCAGGACGAGGAGGUGUGGGACGCCCUGACGGACAAUUACAUCCCUUCUCUCUCGGAGGACUGGCGGGACCCGAACCUCGAGGCUCUGAACGGCAACAGCUCUGACGCCGAGGUCCACGAGAAGGACGAGGAGGAGUUCAACGAGAAAAGUGAGCAUGACUCCGGCAUCAACGAGGAGCCCCUGCUCACGGCUGACCAGGUCAUCGAGGAGAUCGAGGAGAUGAUGCAGGACUCCCCGGACCCUGAGGAGGAAGAAGGGGUCCUGGAGGAAGAGGAUGGAGGGGAGACCUCCUCCCAGGCGGACUCAGUCCUGCUGCAGGAGAUGCAGGCCCUGACUCGGACCUUCAACAAGUGGUCCUACGAAGGGCUGAGGCACAUGUCCGGGGCUGAGCUGGCCGAGCUGCUGGACCAGGUGGAGGGCGCCAUCCGUGCGUUCUCGGAGGAGCUGGUGCAGCAGCAGGCCCGCCGGGACGAGCUGGAGUUCGAGAAGGAGGUGAGGAACUCCUUCAUCACGGCGCUGCUGGAGGUCCAGAGCAAGCAGAGGGAGCAGCGGGGCCUGCUGAAGAGGCAGCGCAGGGAGAAGGGGCUGAGCCUGCAGAGUGGCCGGGCGGAGCGGGCCAGCCAGAUGCCCCUCAAGCGUUUCAGCAUGGAGGGCCUCUCCAGCAUUCUUCAGAGUGGCAUCCGCCAGACCUUCAGCUCCUCGGGGACCGACAAGCAGUACCUGCACACGGUCAUCCCCUACGAGAAGAAGGCCACGCCACCCUCGGUGGAGGACCUGCAGAUGCUCACCAACAUUCUCUUUGCCAUGAAGGAGGACAACGAGAAGGUGCCUACUUUGCUGACGGACUACAUUUUAAAAGUGCUCUGUCCGACCUAACCUGCCCCGGAGUGGCCUUGCUGCAGGAGGUCACCGAGCAAGGGCCAUCGUGUCCUGGCUGCAUGGCACGUGGCCUCCAGCGUGCGCUCGGCGUGUGCAGCUUAACCUGGAUUGCAGGUCCCUUGCUGCUGCUAGUGCUAGUAACCUGGUGCAUGGUUGGGCAGGGCGCCCUCCGGCAGGGGGACGCUUCACCUCUGGUCCUGCAGCUGGCCCAGCCCCCGGAGCAGCUUGCUCUGAGACUAACUUUGAAAUAAACCUUCGUUUACUUAAUGCUC
Molecule: messenger RNA, 1671 nt
Organism: Tupaia belangeri chinensis (Chinese tree shrew)
Lineage: Eukaryota; Metazoa; Chordata; Mammalia; Scandentia; Tupaiidae
Gene: FEZ1
Product: fasciculation and elongation protein zeta 1
Exons: 10
Coding region: 221-1396 (391 amino acids)
Cellular component (GO): axon; cytoplasm
Source: RefSeq, a predicted model, not a curated record